CAGUCGUCACAAUGCAACUUUUCUCCCCUUUUAUUCCCCCUUUCAGGCUUCUCCUUUAAUUUCACUGCACCAAACUAUUUCUCUCCACCCCACAGUUGGAGUGAACAAAAAAUAUCAUCAGAGCCCUCCGUCCGUUUCCCUGCACAGAGUCUCGGCACUAGUGGGAGACGGCUGCCUCCAUCGUCUCUGCUACGCUCUCCGCCAUUGUUUGCAAACGCUAGCAACCUCCAACAAUUCCUUCUCUCCCUUCCUCUUCACACCUACAGGUAAAUUAACCAUCUUGAGCGUUUGCUCUUCUGCCUUCAAUUUCCCCCCCUUUUCAUGGUGCGGUUCAUGAAUCUCUAGGAGACUCCUGAAUCACAAUUCUCAAAUUUGACAGAAUCUGAAAUAGCUCCCCUUAAUCUCAUAGAAAGACCAUAGCCAAGUGAUGGAGUUGGAAUCGAACACGACGCCUCGUGGCGAAGGAGGACGAGGGAUGAGCAAAUCGACGAAGAAGGUCCUCCUGAUAGUGAACUGCAUUCUCCUCUCCCUCGGGAGCGCGUGCGGCCCGCUCGUCCUCCGCCUCUACUUCCUCAAAGGCGGCAAAGGCGUAUGGAUCUCCGCGGGUCUAGAAACCGCGGGCUGGCCGUUCGUCCUCGUGGCCCUCCUCGCCUCCUACCUCUACCGCCGCCGCACCAACGGGCCUGGGCCGGAGCCCACCAAGGUCUCCUUCAUAACCUGGCGCCUCUUCCUUGCGUCCGCCGUGCUGGGCCUCCUGACGGGCCUCGACGACUACCUCUACGCCUCGGGCGUGUCCUACCUGCCCGUGUCGACGUCGUCGCUAAUCAUCGCAUCCCAGCUGGCGUUCACGGCCGUGUUCGCGUUCCUGCUGGUGAAGCAAAAGUUCACGGCCUUCUCCGUCAACGCCGUGUUCCUGCUCUGCCUCGGGGCAGGGGUGUUGGCAAUCCACGCCAGCGGGGACAAGCCGGCCAAUGAGACAAAGGGUCAGUACUUUAUGGGGUUUUUCAUGACCGUGGGCGCCGCCGUGCUCUACGGGUUCGUCCUCCCCGCCAUCGAGCUCACCUACAGCAAGGCACGGCAGAACGUUACUUAUACUCUUGUGAUGGAGAUGCAGAUGGUCAUGUCCUUUUUCGCCACGCUCUUCAACGUCGUCGGCAUGAUCUUCCACCACGAGAUCCAGACAAUGCCGAAAGAAGCAAGCGAAUUCGAGUUGGGAAAAGUGGGAUAUUGCAUGGUGCUGAUAGCAACGGCGCUGGUGUGGCAAUGCUUCUUCGUGGGAGCUGUCGGGGUGGUGUCAUGUGGCUCUUCUCUGCUCUCCGGGGUGCUCAUUGCGACCUUCUUGCCGGUCACUGAGAUUUUGGCGGUCUUCAUCUAUCACGAGCCGUUUGGGGCCGAGAAAGCCAUUGCCCUCGUCCUCUCCAUUUGGGGUUUCAUCUCUUACUUCUAUGGCGAGUACAAACACACCAAAAAAUCAACGCAUACCACCUCGGAAUGACGAUCGAUCAUCUCUCUUUUUCUCUAGUUUCAAUUCAUCCAUAUAUGGCCAUUAGAGUAAUAGCUUAGCCAGCUAGUAGACAGCUUCUUCUGCCUCCUAAUCUUGCUCCCGGGAACUAAAGGCAAUUUUAUUAAUUUAGCCUUUAUUACCCAUAAUCUCGCCAUGAAGAUUUUGAGUUGUUGAUUUAGGAGUCUUGAAAAUUUUGAACCAUUUAUUCCUUUUUCUUUUUCUCGGUAAGGUAAUUAUCAAUUUGCAUUGGAACUUAUCACCAUGGCCAAAUAUAUCCAAGCAUUGAAUAAAUACAGGUCGUAUAGCCCACGAGUCACAACAAUAUAAAGCAAAUCCACAGGAACAAAAAAGAUAACUACAAAGAGUCUAAACUAAGUAAUGAAAUUAAAAUAAGGCAGACUGUGAUUCCCUACUGCAAUAGGAGAGGCUAAUUUAGGAUAUAAUAAUGUACAUACUAGACUUCACAACAUUAGCAACCAUAAUGCUCGAUAGGAGAGGCUAAUUUAGGAUAUAAUAAUGUACGUACUAGACUUAACAACAUUAGCAACCAUAAUGCUCGAUCUUAUACCAUUCUCUAACACGCUCCCUCAAACGAAAGUCAACCCAUUGCUUGAAAUUUGCACAGGCCCACAAUAUCAUGUGCUUUAAUCAACGGUUAAUAUCAGGGGUCGUGGAGAUUCGAACACACGACCACUUGACCAAAUCAGCUCUGAUACAAUGUCAUAAACCAGUUGUUCCCAAUAACUCGAGUUGUUGGGAGAAGGUUAUGCUGGAUCUUAUACCAUUCUCUAACACACUAUACUUGUAUCCGCAAAACAUAGCUUUCUACUUAGAGUGACACACGGCACAAAAGGAUAAAGAAGAGGAAUCGAGUAUCACCAGCUGAAGUUGUGUCUGAAACUAAGAGCGACUCUCUUCUUUUGUCACUCAGGGCUGUCUAGUAUUGUGACGACGGAGCAAUUCGAUGGAGACAGGGCCGGUCGGGAUGAGGUAUUCGUUCAUUUUUUUAUACAUAAUAAAUGUAGAGGAGGAAACAACAAAGGAUUUUAGUGGCGGCGUUGGAUACACACGUGAAGUCGCCUGUUUCGUUGGCGAAACUCGCGCGUUCAAUGCGCUCUGAUUUCAAGGAAACAAAAACCCAAAGUCAGCAAAAAAUCUUCAAAUAUCCGUCGCCGAAUGUCGGCGCCAUUGAUUUGAUCGAUUAAACAGAAACCAAGAUGACUGUCAAAUAUCCACCGCCGGUGUCGGCGAUGUUGAUUUGAUCAAUGCACCCUCGACUUCUAAUCAAACAACUGUUACUCGGUUCACACCUCUCCAAACUACGUUCGAACGAGGGUGUUCAACGAGAAACGAGAAACCAAACCGGGAGUGUUCUAAGAUACGUUACCUCUACUCCUAUGGAGGUUCCUCUGGAGAGCUCCGCAACUACGACUACAAGCUACGACUCUGCAAAGGAGUUCUUUGACAGAGCGGUUCUACAAAACUAGAGAGAAAAAAGAUAAAUCUGCGUAGGUGCAGUUUGUGAUUUGAUUUUGCCGUCUCGAACUUCUCUCUCUUCCCAAUCUUUAUACUUCGCGCUUCUCCUCGUCGUAGUAACCGCCUUCGCGCCUUUGUCUCCCACGUCUUCACUCCUGUCAACCGUGCAGGUAACUUCCUCCCUGUUGUGUAACUCCCACGAGUGCGAAACCGCUUGAGCACGUGGCAACUUGGUCCAAAACGACACUGAGCCAAAAUCCACAAUUGCUGAACUCUCGUCACGACGUUGUUUUUAAUUAAACAACAUUGUUUCA
This is a messenger RNA of Linum trigynum, 3294 nucleotides long. NCBI's taxonomy places the organism in Eukaryota, Viridiplantae, Streptophyta, Magnoliopsida, Malpighiales, Linaceae. The record is from the annotation of a GenBank genome assembly.